CUAGAGGCUCCCCCUCCACCGCCCCGGAGGGGACCGGCAGUCAACUGCAACGGAACAGCCACCACCUUCCUGCAGCUCAACCAGGAACACCUGACCCAGCCCGGGAUGAAGCUGUUCCCGAACUACACCCCACCGAUUCCACCCCACAACGACUCGUCCCCCGCCGCCAACCAUCACUACCACCAGAUCACCUACCAGCAGCACACCCAAACCCUGGCCCCGCUCCGCCUAAACCAGGACCACUUUAGCAACAAAACCAACACCCUCGGCGGCGCAGCCGCCCCCAACGGCCGUCCCAAGUACCAAACCCAUCACCACCACCACAUCCAAAGCCACCACCCGGCGGCAGAGUUCCAACAUCCCGACUCGGAUCCGGACCAGCACCCGGAAGAGGAGGAAGAGGUGCUCGGGGACGACCACGAGGAGGACAGCGGCAGCGGGGCGAGCGUUCCGACGGUGUCCCCGACGCCGCCCGAACUCCCCAUUCGGAACGGGUUGACCUCGGAAACGGCGGCUUACGCUGUAAAUACACUUAAUCACAUCAACAACAAUACGUUGGGUGGGACCGGGGUGACCGGGACUGUUGGGACUGUGGGUGGCGGCCGGAAGACGAUGCGGCACUACCAUUGAUGUGAUGGCGCGACAGUGAGUAGUGAUUAAGGAUGAUUUUAGUUUUUUGUACAGAAAUAAAGCCUAUUCAACGUGAUUGUGAUUAAAUUUCGAGCAUUUUUUCGUGUAGACAAAGUGGAAUUUGAGGCGUCUUUCCCCCGAAGAAUCCCGUUCAAAUAUUGUUUCAAGCAAUUUAAAUCAAUUAGCUUCCGCGGAACAUAAAGAGACGGCGAAGUUGUUUGAGUUUCCAAUUUGUCCUGGCGAUGUUGGCGCGAGCUGAGGCUGAGGGCUGUUAUUCCCUGUUUCCGGGAAGUGUUUUGAUAUAUUGAUUAAUGCGAUGGAAUUAGCGCGCACAGGACACCGAACCGGAAGGUCGGCGAGGGGAAGGUGGGAUUAGCCCUUCCGGUUUGCUUUGACAUCGGCUGUGUUGAUUUAUGGCAUGGAAGGGUGUGGUGAGGAUUGUUGUGGAUGACAGCUUAGUAUGCCUUUAACUUGUUAAAGUUGUGUCCUUAUUGAGGUUGAAUGCUUCAAUGAAUCUUUUAAGCUUGAUUAUCUAUUAGAUUUUAGAAUUAAAUUCAUGUUAUUUUGAAUAAUUGAACACAACAAAAAAAUGAUCAGGAAAUGGUCAGAAAAUUGAGCCAAAUUUAGUUGAAAACGCAAUUUUGUGCAGCUCACAUUGCCUCACCUUUUGACUUCCACAGAUCUCCAAAA
Molecule: messenger RNA, 1320 nt
Organism: Culex quinquefasciatus (southern house mosquito)
Lineage: Eukaryota; Metazoa; Arthropoda; Insecta; Diptera; Culicidae
Product: homeobox protein B-H1-like
Exons: 1
Source: RefSeq, a predicted model, not a curated record